AUGACGCAACCUCAUGCAGAUGGGCCGCUGGCAAAGCGCCAGAGAGUCGCUGCUCCCACGUCUGGCACCAAAGCACAAGCGAAUGCUUCGCGCAUAUUUGCCCCGUUCCGAACUGUCGGCUUGGUUUCGCCGACUAGUGUGCCAUUUACCUCUAUCCCUCUCGGCAAAACAACAUUUCAGAUAACAACCUCGGUCGGCAAAGCCUUACAAACCUAUGACCUGAAGCGUGGUCUCAAUUUGGUCUUCGUCACCCGACCCGAAACUCCCGCCGUUAUUACCGCGACUUUUGCUUGGAAAGAAAAAGUCUUUGCUGCAUGGGGUGGAGCAGACGGUAAUCAAACUCAGGGCAUCUGGGUCUUUCAAAGAGGCAAAAAGAUUGAUGAGCUUACCCUCCCAGACGACCUUGACGAGCCGAUUCAGCAGAUUCUGGUUUUUGGAACGUGGCUUGUUGCCUGUGCCUCGAAGAGGAUCGAGGUUUUCAAAUCGGCAACUCUCGAACACUAUACAACCAUCCACACUAUGGCGGCCGCAAACGACGACAACGAAAUUACUGGUGGCGUGACCAUGAUGCCUACUUUCUUGAACAAGAUCUUUGUUGGUCGCAAGGACGGCUGGGUCGAAAUCUGGAAUGUGAGCACCGGAAAGCUCAUUUACACCAUUCUACCGCAAUUUUCCGAGGCUGGCUCUGUUACUUGUCUCGAGCCUAGUCCAGCGCUUUCUCUUCUCGCCAUUGCUUACUCAUCUGGCUUCUUGGUGGUGACCAAUGUGCUUACGGACCAGCCGCUGCUGCAAUUAGAAGCUGGAAGCACCGAUGCUCCCAUCACAUGCAUAUCGUUCCGUGCCGAUGGCGUGGGCGCCGGUACGGAUGGGCGCAAAGAUGGUGUUAUGGCGACCGCAACCACAGCUACAGGCGACGUCACAUUUUGGGAUCUCAAUGGCGGUGGCCGAGUCAUGAGCGUCCUGCGAAGCGCGCAUAACCCUCCCACAAGUGACGGGUCUGCCGUAAGGGGAGGCAUCAGCAAAGUCGAAUUUCUCCCUGGCCAGCCACUUAUUCUCACCAGCGGUCGGGACAACGCUCUAAAAUCUUGGAUUUUUGAUGCCAGUCCAUUCUCGCCUGUUCCCCGAGUCUUACAUUCGCGCAGUGGUCAUUCUGGGCCUGUAAAUUGUCUGACCUUUUUGCCAUCUGAUUUCGAUGGCGCUGAAGCGGGAAACAAAUGGUUGAUCAGCGGUGGCCGCGAUAGGAGCCUUUGGGGCUGGAGUUUGCGCCGCGAUGGUCAGAGUGCAGAGCUCAGCCAAGGCAAUAUUCGUAAACAGGCGAAAAAGGUUGGCAUCCUUGCCACUAAUGCUACUGCGCACGGCAUGACUACGACACUCGAAGAUCUCAAGGCACCCGAGAUUACGUGCAUCGCCACCUCCAUCAACCGUGACGGAGGAAUCGGCGCUCUGCCUGGCAAACAACCAAUCUGGCAAAAGGGCGCUGCGCAAAAGAAGAAGGUGGACGCCGAAAUCAGUGGUAUGACUGGUUGGGAAAGUGUCGUCACAGCACACAAGGGAGACGCUUAUGCCAGGACUUGGUUCUGGGGUCGCCGUCGAGCCGGACGCUGGGCUCUUCCUACCGGAGAUGGAUCCAAUGUUUCAACGGUUACCAUCAGUCCUUGCGGCACAUUCGCUGUCGUUGGAUCGGAGAAUGGUGGGAUGGACAUGUACAAUCUGCAGUCCGGCACUCAUCGCCAGCGCUAUCCUUCCAAACUGACUCCCGCACAGGCUCGUCAAGUCAAGGCUCAACAAUUACGACAGGGCGAUGAAUCUGUAUUAUCACACACAAACAGCGGCCAGAAAUUUCUACCUGGUUCCGGAAAACACACAAAGCCCAUUACCGGCCUGGUGGUCGACUCGAUGAACAAAUAUGUGAUAUCCUGUGGAAUGGACGGCAAGAUCAAAUUUUGGGAUUUUCUUACUGGAACACUUUUGGACCAGCUCGACUGGGCACCAAUGACCUUCCCGACACGCUGCCGUUACCACGCCGGCAGUAACCUUCUUGUGUUCUCAUGCGACGAUAAUUCUAUCCGCGUGGUCGAUAUCGAAACAAAGCGGACCAUUAGAGAGUUCUGGGGCCCCCAAGAUACCAUCAAUGAUAUAUGCUUUUCGACUGAUGGAAGAUGGGUCAUUGCAGCCUCGAAAGAUUGCCUUGUUCGGGUUUGGGAUCUUCCAACAAGUCAUUUGAUUGACGCGAUACGUCUGACUAAGCCGUGCAAUGCUAUUGCCAUGUCAGCCACGGGCGAAUACUUGGCAGCAUGCGUUGAAAAUGAACCAGGUGUCACAUUAUGGACCAACAAGGCACUCUUCAAGCAUGUUGCAACGCGGCAAAUAUCCGAAAAAGAGAUUACCGUUUUGCGCGGACCUACUGUGUCUGGCGAGGGCAACGAAGGAAUUCUUGAGGGCGCUUUUGAAGAUGAAGAAGAGGAUACCGAUGCCGACCUGGUGGCUCCUACAGUCGAUCAGCUGAGCUCCGAGAUGACAACACUCAGCCUUGUGCCGAGGAGUAGAUGGCAAACACUCCUGCAUCUGGAUUUGAUCAAAGAGCGGAACAAGCCGAAGGAAGCACCAAAGGCGCCAGAAAAGGCGCCUUUCUUCUUGCCAUCUGCUGGCACUAAAAAGGCGCUUGCAGAGAACACAGAUGGAAACGAUGACGGCUCAGGCUCUCGAAUUACGAAGCUCGAACAGGCUCGACUCGAGGAAGUGUUUAGUUCGAAGCUUAGGGUAGGAGCAGACAGCGGCAACUAUGAGGAGUUUAUUGAUCACCUGAAGGGACUGUCGCCCUCAAGCGCCGACCUGGAGCUGCGAUCAUUGUCAUUUGGCAGCGGAGGCGAUGACACUAAUGAACUCUUGCACUUUAUCCGCGCCUUGACCUACAGACUCAAGGCGAGACGCGACUACGAGCUUAACCAAGCUUGGAUGACUGUAUUUUUACGACUGCAUUUUGAUCUUGUUCUGGGUAGUGCGUCUUUGUUGGCAGCUCUGCAAGCGUGGAAGACGCAGCAAGAGCAGGAGGGUACCCGCUUGAAUGAAUUGGUUGGAUAUUGUGGUGGUGUUGUGACUUUUCUUCGCAGCCCGAGAACAUAG
Beauveria bassiana ARSEF 2860 is the source of this 3123-nucleotide messenger RNA. Its product is annotated as WD domain-containing protein. The record is from RefSeq and is a predicted model, not a curated record. The transcript is spliced from 3 exons. Gene Ontology annotation, molecular function: protein binding. The coding region runs from base 1 to 3123 and encodes 1040 amino acids. Gene Ontology annotation, cellular component: small-subunit processome; Pwp2p-containing subcomplex of 90S preribosome. NCBI's taxonomy places the organism in Eukaryota, Fungi, Ascomycota, Sordariomycetes, Hypocreales, Cordycipitaceae. Gene Ontology annotation, biological process: rRNA processing.